AUGUCAGAUUCCAAGAAGACAGAAGGUUCAGGUGAUGGAGGGAAUGUUUCACAAAUGUCAGAUUCCAAGAAGAGAGAAGGUUCAGGUGAUGGAUGGAAUGUUUCACAAAUGUCAGAUUCCAAGAAGAGAGAAGGUUCAGCUGAUGGAGGGAAUGUUUCACAAAUGUCAGAUUCCAAGAAGAGAGAAGGUUCAGGUGAUGGAGGGAAUGUUUCACAAAUGUCAGAUUCCAAGAAGAGAGAAGGUUCAGCUGAUGGAGGGAAUGUUUCACAAAUGUCAGAUUCCAAGAAGAGAGAAGGUCCAGCUGAUGGAGGGAAUGUUGCAAAAAAUAAUCAGAGCCCAAGACAACAGAAGGUUCAGCUGAUGGAGGGAAUGCUGCACAAAAUUCUUAUUCAAAGAAGACACAAGGGCCAGCUAAAUUUGACUCUGUGUAUUGCUUCAGGACCAAAAGCCAAUGAUGAAAAAGAUCCACAUACCAGGAGCCGUUUCCCAGAUACUAGUCAAAACCAGAAGCAAGGUACUCCAGAUGAAAAGGACGGAGACAUACUUAACGAAGGAAAAGAGAAUAAGUUUAAGCCUGACACACAUGAUAGUUCAGCGGAAGAAACAAAAGAGAAAGAAGGGAGUGAAGAACACCCUAAGCCAAUCAGUAAAGAACCUAGUGGAAGUGAUGGAAUACAAAGUUCCCCAAGUACCAAUACUGGAACCACAGGAGGUCGAGCUGGUGAUUCAACAGACCAACCAACUACAGAAACAGAAGCAGAAGAAACACAAGGCAGUGUUGUCAAUCAGUCUGAUGAAAGGGUGAGAAAACAACAGAACAAUUCUCGCAGCAAACCUUAUGAUGCUUCAGCGAGGCAAAAACGGGGUCGAGCUGAUGGAAGUGGCAGAGGGCAAGGUUCUCCAAGUCCUGGGUCCACAGGGGAUUCACAUGAUGGCUCAACAGAACAAACAGUGAUGCCAGCAGUUACUGGUACAGGGUCAUACAUUUUUAAAGGAGAAGGCCGUACAGACGCAAAGAAAAUAUUGCCAGAAACCCCCAAAACAGACAAACCAAACACACAUACGAGGAACCAAGAUAUGAAACCAGAGGAAGGCCUGUCUGGGGGUGACCGCGAUAAAGCAAAAGAUGCUCCAGUCACUUAUCUUCAAAGUGAUGGAGGGAAUGUUGCUCAAAGUUCUGAUCCAAAGAAGACAGAAGAUUCAGCUGAUGGAGAAAAUGUUGCACAAAUGUCCGCUGAUGGAGGAAAUGUUGCACAAAGGUCAAAUCUCAAGAAGACAGAAGAUUCAGCUGAUGGAGGAAAUGUUGCACAAAAGUCAGCUAAUGGAGGGAAUGUUGCACAAAGGUCAAAUCUCAAGAAGACAGAAGAUUCAGCUGAUAGAGGAAAUGUUGCACAAAAGUCAGCUGAUGGAGGGAAUGUUGCACAAAGGUCAGCUGAUGAAGAGGAUGUUGCACAAAUGUCAGCUGAUGGAGAGGAUGUUGAACAAAGGUCAGCUGAUGAAGAGGAUGUUGCACAAAGGUCAGCAGAUGGAGGGAAUGUUGUACAAAGGUCAGCUGAUGGAGGAAAUGUUGCACAAAGGUCAGCUGAUGAAGAGGAUGUUGCACAAAGGUCAGCUGAUGGAGGGAAUGUUGCACAAAGGUCAGCUGAUGAAGAGGAUGUUGCACAAAAGUCAGCUGAUGGAGGAAAUGUUGCACAAAGGUCAGCUGAUGAAGAGGAUGUUGCACAAAGGUCAGCUGAUGGAGGGAAUGUUGCACAAAGGUCAGCUGAUGGAGGGAGAGUUGCACAAAGUUCAGCUGAUGGAGGGAGAGUUGCACAAAGGUCAGCUGAAGGAGGGAGUGUUGCACAAAGGUCAACUGAUGGAGGGAAUGUUGCAGAUCCCGAGCUGACAGCAAAUUCAAUAAAACACCAAGAUAUGAGGCAAUUUGUUGAAAAAGAUGUAAUGGAGCAUGUUAAUGGAGCAGACGCAAGUACAAAACAUACCAUGAGUGAUAUGUCAGAUAUGAGACAAAACCAGAGCCAAGAUACAACAGAUGAAAAAGACAGAAAUGGACUUGAGAAAGAACUUAAGCCUGAAACAAAAGAGAAAGAAGCGAGAGAAGAACACCCUAAGCCAACCAGUAAAGAACCUAGUGAAAGUGUUGGAAUACAAAGUUCCCCAAGUACCAAUACUGGAACCACAGGAGGUCGAGCUGGUGAUUCAACAGACCAACCAGAUACAGCUUCAACAGCUGAACUCCACAAUAAAGGAAUACAACCACAGGCUCCCACAUUUGUACUCUACAAUAAAGUAAUACAACACUAUGCUCCAACAACUGUAUUCUACAACAGGGAAAUACAACAACAGGCUUUAACAGCUACACUCUACAACAGAGAAAUACCAAAAGGCAUCCACAGCUGUACUCCACAAGAGUCAUUUAACAACAGCCCAAACAGCUGUAUCCCACAACAGCGUAAUACAUCCAUAGGCUCCAAAGGCGGAACUCCACAAAUGGGUAAUAUAACUACAGGCUCCACCCGGUGUUCUCUACAACAGAGUAAAACCAAAAUGGGCACCGCUGAGUCUACCACAUAG
Molecule: messenger RNA, 2571 nt
Organism: Mya arenaria
Lineage: Eukaryota; Metazoa; Mollusca; Bivalvia; Myida; Myidae
Exons: 9
Coding region: 1-2571 (856 amino acids)
Source: RefSeq, a predicted model, not a curated record